AUGGCUCACGACUGCGCGCGGCCGCUGGAGCUGCACCGGCAGCCCUUCUACCCCGCCUUGAGUCCACUGCAGCUGAGGAAGCGCGCGUUGUUUUCGCGGCAUUUCGCCGCCUCCUCCGCUCUGCUGAAGCAGGCCAAGCCGCCCCGAGACGCGCCUGCCGCUGCGCUUCCAUCUUCCUUUGCGUCUGCGCUCGCCGCGUUCUCCUUCGAAGAGGGUGCGUCGGCGCCCACCCAACCGCCCGCGGCAGCGGCGGCAGCGGCGGCCUCUCUGCAGCAGCCUCUGCGGGUCUUCCAUCCGCUGCGCGACGCCGCGAAGCUCCGCGGGCGCGUCCGCCCCAACGGCGUGCAGUUCAACAGCUCGGGCUCCAGACUCCUCGUCGCCUCGCGCGACUCGGUGCUGCUGCUCCACGCCUACAACGUCGCCAGUGAGAACCAAGUCAACUCCCCCGGCGUCGCCCUCGUGCUGUCCCAUGGCAGCCACCCCGACGUCCUCGCGAUCGCUGGACAGGAGGCGCCGAAACAGCCGCCGUAUCUGCGCGUCUUCGACGUCCGCGUGCCCUUCAGCGGGAAGAGCGCGAGCGGGUCGCCGGCGCGCGACGUCCCGGUGCUCGAGUUCUGGGGACCUCACGAAGAGACCUGGUGGACAGGCUGCUGGCGGCGCCAAAACGACCAGAUUGUCUGCAUCGAUCGCAAGGACGUGCUACACGUUUUCGACCUCCCCGCGGCAGUCCGCACGCCGCAUCGAACUGCCAUCAGCAUUCCCACCGCCCAGCAAGUCGUCGGCGUCCCGCCCCGCCCCGCCGCAGCCGCCGCGACCGCCUCCUCCGGCGCCGCCCCGGGGCCAACCGCGCCCCGAAAGGCCGUUCCUCCCCCGGCUUCGGUCGUCGGCGCCGGCUGCAGCGGCGCCGCGACGACUCAGAGCUCGCCUCCCGCCGCGGCUGGCGGACGCGCGUCGUCGCCCGCGUCGGCGUCAUCUGCCUGCUCCGCCUCGUCGCGGAUCUCGACUCGCACGUUGGCUGGCGUGACCAACGCGGCGACGUUCAGCGCGGCGGGCGACUUGCUUCUCCUCGCGCAGGACGACGGCGCGCUUCGCGUGUUUCCCUCCGACCCGCUCCUGCCACUGGCGGAGGAGCCCUUCACGCUGUCUGCGCUGCAUCCUGGCGGCGUCACCUGCCUGGCCGCGGACCCCACACACGCGUUCGUCGCCGCGGGCGGCAACGAGCAGCUCGUCAGUCUCCUCGACGCGCAGUCCCUCGCGGUCAUUGGCGCCCUUGGCCGCACCGAGGGGCCUGUUCAGGCCCUCGGCUUCUCCUGCGACGGCCGCCUCCUCGGCUGGGGCUGCCGCGAGCAAGGCGCUGGCCUCCAGGCUGGACUCAGCGGCCGCGACGCGGCGAACGCGGAGGCCGCCGCCUCGCCGUCGCCGGACGGCCAGCGCGCGGAGACGUUUCUGACGAUUGCGGGCACAGAUCCGUGCGAGAUUUACUUCCAGUAUCCGACCUCUGCGCCGGUCGCCUCGCUCGCCUUCCACCCCUCUCGCUAUAUAUGCGCGUUCGCCACCGACGCCGACCCCGUGGCCUCGCAGUCCGCCCCCCAGGGAAGUCCUCGGGGAACUGGCGCUACCUACUGGAGCAAGACGAGCGGCGCCGCAGGCGGUGUCUCGCCGCAUCCGCUGGGCAUCCUCACCUUCGAGUGA
Besnoitia besnoiti is the source of this 1692-nucleotide messenger RNA. RefSeq lists its product as uncharacterized. NCBI's taxonomy places the organism in Eukaryota, Apicomplexa, Conoidasida, Eucoccidiorida, Sarcocystidae. Gene Ontology annotation, molecular function: protein binding. The coding region runs from base 1 to 1692 and encodes 563 amino acids. The record is from RefSeq and is a predicted model, not a curated record. Gene Ontology annotation, cellular component: THO complex part of transcription export complex. The transcript is spliced from 3 exons. Gene Ontology annotation, biological process: mRNA export from nucleus.